AUGAACAGAAGAGGCAGCACUGCUCCUUCCCGAUGUCGGUCGCGCCUUCCUGCCGUAGGAUACAGGCGGGUAAUGGCGGCGUGGUUAAGAGUCAACGAAUUUUCUGACAAUUGCGUCGCACACCCCUCGAGCAUUGCGUCUGCUCAAAUUCCAUACGAAAAGAUGUCGCAGAUUACGAUUACGACUGCAGAGUUUCCUCGCGACCGGGAAGCUGUCGCUGCCCUAUUCGCAGCGUAUGCGGAGUCGUUGAACAUCGAUCUAUCGUUCCAGAGCUUUACCGACGAACUCUCACAGCUACCGGGCAAGUAUGCGGCAGAGAAGGGUGGCACGUUAUUUCUGGCCCAGGCAGCAGACUCAACGCCUGCCAAAAUCGUCGGCUGCAUCGCUGUACGCGCUUUCUCGCCGCUAGACACAUGCGAGCUGAAGCGCCUCUAUGUUGUGCCAGAAGCUCGAGGCAUGGGUGCUGCGCAGCGGCUGAUGAACGCCGCGAUUGAGAAAGCGCGGGACCUGGGCUACGACUACAUGCUGCUGGACACGCUGGCGAACAUGACGGCGGCGCGAAAGUUGUACACGCGCUGUGGAUUUGCAGAAGUGGACAAGUAUUACGACAACCCUAUCGAAGGCACUGUGUUCAUGAGGGCUGCAUUGGGGGAGCACAACGAAACUGCUUCAUUACGCCGCGGAAUGUCGUCUUCGUCUGUUGUCGAUUCCGCUUCACUAAAAACCACUCCCGCCUCAUCGCCGCCUCCCGCUGACAUGGACAACCAGCCCAAGAACGCCGACAAUAAGGUGCCCAGCAGUCUGCAGCUGGAAGAGGACCGAAUCCGUGCACAACGCGAGAAGGAAGACGCGAAACGCGAGGCAAAGCUCGAGAAGGAGCGGCAGGCGGAUAUUCAGAGCGGCAAAGAUGUCUUGGACAAAAAGUUCCAGCAAUUGGAGUUCUUGAUGAACAAGAGUAAGCUGUACGCCAGCGUCAUGCUCGCCCAGAUGCAGCGCCAAGAGGACGCGGAGAAGGCCCAGGAUGCGAAGACACAGGGACAAGCCUCGAAGCGCGAGCAGAAGGCAGACCAAGCCGCCGCCGAGACGCAGCGACGAGCAACACGCGCCGCCGCCGCUGGCAAAGAUACACCCGCUGAGACUACAUCGAUGAAGAAAACCCGCGGACGGCCCAAGAAGAGCGCCGACAAGCACGCAAAGAUAUCCAGCUUCUUCAAGAAGGAAGACCUGCAGAAGAAAACAAACAAUGCGAGCGUUACCGAGGCGCUGAAGGAAGCUGCAGACGAUGACAACGUGAAGACUGGCGACAUUGGGUUCCAGAACCUUAGAUCAGCAAGGCAGCCAAAGCUUGUGACGGGAGGCACCAUGCGCUCAUACCAGCUCGAGGGUCUGGAGUGGAUGCUCUCGCUAUACGAGAACGGCAUCAACGGCAUUCUGGCCGACGAGAUGGGCCUGGGCAAGACUAUCCAGACUAUUGCUCUUCUGGCGCAUCUGUGGGAAAUGGGCUCCUAUGGCCCGUUUCUGGUCGCAGCGCCUCUAAGUACCACAAGCAACUGGGUCGAGGAGUUCCGCAAGUGGACACCCACCAUACCAGUCUUACUAUACCAUGGCGAUAAGAAGGAGCGAGAGAAGAUGCGCAAGACACAGCUCAAGCACCCCGGCACUGCGCAGUUCCCAAUCGUUGUGACGAGCUACGAGAUCUGUAUGAACGAUCGCAAGUUCUUGACCCACUUCGGCUGGCAGUUCAUCAUCAUCGACGAGGGUCACCGCAUCAAGAAUCUCGACUGUCGUCUGAUCCGCGAAUUGCAGCAAUACCAGUCCGCCAACCGUCUGCUCAUCACCGGAACGCCUCUGCAGAAUAACCUCACCGAACUUUGGUCACUUCUGCACUUCCUCCUGCCUACUGUGUUCGACAAGCUGUCCACGUUCGAGAGCUGGUUCGACUUCUCCGGGUUGAAAGACAAAGACAAUUUCGAACAGCUUCUGUCAGAAGAGCGACAGCAGUACCUCGUCAAGUCGUUGCACGCAGUCUUAAAGCCGUUCCUUUUGCGUAGAGUGAAGACUGACGUAGAAAGCCUAAUGCCGAAGAAGCGUGAAUACGUUCUCUUUGCGCCGCUUACUCCCAUGCAAAGAGAGCUCUACCAGACCAUCCUGGACGGUACCAGCCGCCAAUACCUCGAAGAAAAGUCGUACGAGAGGCUCAGCGCUGGUCUUGCAAGCGGCACUGCCACCCCUCUAAGCGUCCGCAGUAACAACGGAAGCCUCAAGAGGAAAGUCUUGUCCAACGAUGCUGGUACCCCCAGCAAAAGUGCGAAGACAUCGCGAGAGAGCACCCCGGCAUCAACGGCAUCGAAACGUGGGCGUGGUCGGCCAAAGAAGACGUAUGAGGAAGUCAGUGAUCGGCGGUUCUUCGCCGACCUGGAUCAAGAUAGCGGCUCAGAUGAGACUGAAGAGCCUUUAGAUUCCGAAGCAGAAGAAGAACGUAUACAGACAGCCACCUUUGAGCUGGCCAAGCGUCAGCUCCAGCAAAAGAAACUCGGCAAUCCAUACAUGCAACUACGGCUCUGUUGCAACUCACCCUACAUGUUCUUCAAUCCUUUCCUCAAAGCCGAGACAGACGGCGCAGAAACCUUCGCCAUGGAGACCGAGCCCGACGAGACCAUCGUCACUACGUCUGGAAAGAUGCUCCUCCUCGACUCUCUCCUCCCCGAGCUCCUCCGCCGCGGCCACAAAGUCCUCAUUUUCUCGCAAUUCACAAACAUGCUGGACAUCCUCUCCUCCUACCUCGACCUGCGCGGCUACCCACACGCCCGCAUCGACGGCAGCACCGCUCAGCCCGACCGCCAGUCCCAAAUCAGAGCUUUCAACGCGCCCUCCUCUGGUAAAAAUGCAACCAACGUGUUCCUGCUAAGCACCCGCGCAGGCGGCCAGGGCAUCAAUCUCGCGUCCGCUGACACUGUCAUACUAUUCGACAGCGACUUCAACCCGCAGCAGGAUCUUCAAGCCAUUGAUCGCGCGCACCGCAUCGGCCAGACAAGGAACGUCGUCGUGUACCGCUUCGCCACGCGCAACACUGUCGAAGUUAAGCUGCUCGAGUCCGCGGAGGCGAAGCGCAGGCUGGAGAAGCUGGUUAUCCGCAAGGGUGGCGUGCGAAAUGCACGGGCGCAGGGUGGCAAAGUCGAGGCUGGGCAGGAGUUGGAGGAGUUGCAGAGGUUGUUGAGGAAGAGCGAUGGGGAGAAGUUCGAUGUUGAAGGGGUUGGGGACGCAGGAGUGUUGAGUAAGAAGGAGUUGGACACGUUGCUGGAUCGGAGUGAGGAGGCGUAUGCGAAGGCAGAAAAGGGCGAGGGUGUGGGUGGGGAAGGAGCGUUCAGGUUGGUGGGGAAGAGGGAGGAGGGGGCGCUUAUGGAGGGGUUGAAGGCGUAG
Molecule: messenger RNA, 3420 nt
Organism: Paraphaeosphaeria sporulosa
Lineage: Eukaryota; Fungi; Ascomycota; Dothideomycetes; Pleosporales; Didymosphaeriaceae
Exons: 2
Coding region: 1-3420 (1139 amino acids)
Biological process (GO): lymphocyte proliferation; negative regulation of gene expression via chromosomal CpG island methylation; regulation of DNA-templated transcription
Cellular component (GO): pericentric heterochromatin; nucleus
Molecular function (GO): acyltransferase activity, transferring groups other than amino-acyl groups; chromatin binding; ATP-dependent chromatin remodeler activity
Source: RefSeq, a predicted model, not a curated record